AUGCCGUCCAAAAAGUUGAUGUACAAUUGGUACAUCUCCAUAGUGGCAGCCAUGUGCAUGGUGCUCUAUGGUUAUGAUGCCUCCACCUUCAACUCGGUCCAGGGCUCGCCCAACUGGCUGGCCUGGCUCGGCCUGAGAAAGGAAGAUGACGAAUACCUGCUUGGGUUGAUCAACACGGUGUACGCCAUUGGUGCGAUCGUGUCUGGCUGGUUCAUCGGAGGUCCAGUUGCCGACUUUCUCGGGCGUCGUUGGGGCAUGGGAAUCGGGUGUUUCCUCACCAUCGUCGCCACCAUGAUCCAGACCUUCACGCCCAAGGGCAGCCUCGGCUGCUUCAUGGCAGGUCGUGUCAUCAUUGGUAUGGGGCAGGGAAUGGCCCUGACUGCCGGCCCCGUCUACAUCAAUGAGGUGGCGCCCCCCGAGAUCCGAGGCUACAUCAUGGCCUUCUGGCAGACCUUCUACUCGGUCGGGUCCUUCAUCGCCUACUGGAUCAACUACGCCUGCUCGCUGCACCGCGCCAAGCUCGGCGAGUGGGACUGGAAGAUGGUCGUCAUCUUCCAGGCGCUCGUGCCGACCAUCAUCAUCUGCCUGCUGCCCUUCCAGCCCGAGUCGCCGCGCUGGCACAUCAAGAAGUCGGGCAACAUCGAGGCGGCGCGGGCGGCGCUGGCCAAGAUCCGCGACACGGACGCGCAGGUCGAGGAGGAGCUGAUGGUGAUCCGCGAGGCGAUCGAGUACGAGAAGGAGGCCAUCUCGUCGGGCUACGGCGCGCUGUUCAAGGACCCGUCGGUCCGCAAGCGCAUCUACCUCGCGUGCGUGCUCAACGUCGGGCAGCAGCUGACGGGCCAGGGCACGCUCAACUCGUACUCGACGGCCAUCUACAAGAAGGUGUGGAAGUCGGACGCCAAGAUCAACCUCAUCAACGCGCUCAAUUCGACCUUUGGCAUCCUCUUCACCCUCAACGCCGUGUGGACCGUCGACCGCUUCGGCCGCCGCUGGCUGCUCAUCGUCGGCGCGCUGGGCAUGGCCGUGUGCACGAUGCUGGUGUCGGUCGUGGGGCUCACCACGCCGGGCACGGACUCCAAGUCGGAGCCCGUGGGCAUCAGCAUCGUGUUCCUGCUCUUCCUCUUCAUCUUCUUCUACAAGCCGUCGUGGGGCGCGACGGUGUGGAUCUGGACGUCCGAGAUCUUCUCGAUGAACGUGCGCGCGCAGGCGGUGGGCAUGUGCUCGCAGAUGCAGAACGUCGCGCAGGCCGUCUUCAACCAGUUCUUCCCCUUGUUCCUCAAGCGGGAGGGGCUCAAGUGCAUGUUCUUCUUCAUGGCCAUCAACAUCGUCCUCGCGGCGUUCGUGUGGUUCCUCGUCCCCGAGACCAAGCAGGUGCCCCUCGAGGAGAUCGACGUCCUCUUUGGCGGCGCCAACCACGUCGACAAGGGCGCCCAGAUGCUCGGCGUCCCCGAGGGCGAGAGCGGCGCCCACCACGUUGCCGAGAAGGACGGGCGGGCCACCGUGCAGGAGGAGGAGGCUGCGGGGCAGCACAUCUCGCGCGCUUAG
Messenger RNA from Diaporthe batatas, 1545 nucleotides. RefSeq lists its product as uncharacterized. Bases 1 to 1545 code for a protein of 514 amino acids. The record is from RefSeq and is a predicted model, not a curated record. NCBI's taxonomy places the organism in Eukaryota, Fungi, Ascomycota, Sordariomycetes, Diaporthales, Diaporthaceae. Gene Ontology annotation, molecular function: carbohydrate:proton symporter activity. Gene Ontology annotation, cellular component: membrane. The transcript has 4 exons. Gene Ontology annotation, biological process: transmembrane transport; carbohydrate transport.